GAAGUGCAAUGCAUUGUCAAAGUGAAAAAGUGAUCUGGAUUUUUUUUAAUUAGGAAUUAUCUUAUACUUCUUAUUAUAAUAGUUAUACAUUUUUGUGUUUCACAUUUAGACUAUAUAAGACGAAAACGAGUAGAUAAUUAAAUUCUGAAAUCAACACGUUUUCAGAAAGGUUAAAGAGCCUUGACAUGUUCAAUUAGCAUAAAAGAUCGUGGAAAAUUAGAAAAUCAAAGCAACUAUGAACAAAAAGAAGCACCAAAGUGAUCCAAACGCCGAUAUUUCGUCAGAAUCCGCUGAUGAGAACCAAAAUAAUGUAGAAUGUUCUCACAUCAAUAAAUCUGUGGAUCUACAAAAGGUGAGAAAAGCUCUAAGUGGAACUGGCUUUCUCACAGAUUGUGAAUUUUGUAAAAAGAAUCCUGAAACUAACGAUAUGGGUGAUCUUGAAUUUGACAACUCUCUAUGGCUUUGCUUAAAAUGUGGAAAUCAGGCCUGUGGUAGAGGAAGAAAUCAGCAUGCUUUGCAACAUUUUGAGACUCCACGUUCAGAUUCUCAUGCGAUGUGUGUAAAUACCACUAUCUGGAGUGUUUGGUGCUAUGGUUGUGACGAAGAAGUUAAUUUAACAUGUAAAAGAAAACUACUGGAUGCUGUGGAAAACCUUCGGAAACAGGCUGAAUCUAAUAAGAUAAAGCAACAACUACAUAUACCUCAAUUAUCUGAUAAAGCAUUGGACAUUAAUCCAGCACUGCCAUCUACAGCGAGUACAGGAGCAACUCCAAAGCUGAAUAAUUCUGUUACAGCUCAACUGCCAAGGGCAAGAGGUCUCUCAAAUUUAGGAAAUACUUGUUUUUUUAACUCUGUUCUGCAAUGUCUUGGACAAACUCCUUAUUUACUGAAAUUGUUAGAAGAAACAUCAGUAGAUAACCAAUAUUUUAAACUUCCUGGUGGUAAAAUUACAUUGGAGAAUAAAGAGGUGAUUGAACUGGAACCACUAGAAGGUGAUCUUGAGAAGUGGAAACCAUUAACUUCAACUUUAGCUGACACUUUAAGAGAAUUGCAGAGUGGUAGACAAGAAGUGUAUGUUCCGAGAAUGCUCUUGUUGAGGUUUACUAAUAAAGUACCACAAUUUGGAUUUGGAGAUCAACAUGAUGCUCACGAGUUAUUAAGACAUCUAUUGGAAGCUGCCCGAGAGGAAGACUUGCGACGAUAUAAGACUGUUAUUCUUGAAAAACUAGGUUAUAAUGUUAAAACUGAUCCAGCAUCGGUGGAAGGUGAUAAAAAGAAAAUUGUGAAAUUUUAUGGUCAGCAAGCUUCUGAAAUGCUGUUACCGACAGAACAGGUAUUUAGAGGCGUACUUGUAAGUACUCUUCAGUGCCAGGAUUGUGGACACACUUCACACCGAGACGAGUUCUUCUUAGAUUUAAGUUUACCUAUUAGUGAAAAAAAACUUCCUCCUGUAUUAAGAAGAAAAGCCGAAGACAUAGAGGAUAACAACAAACCUUCCAAACAUCAAAUUAAAAAAGAAAAACGAGCAGAGAGAAAGAAAAAUAAAAAACAGAAGAGCAGCAAAGGCGUACUGUCCAAUACUAUUGUAUUUUACAACGAUGGUACUUUUGUGAAUAAAAGCGAGAGCGAAUCUGAUGCAGAUGUUGAGGAUAAUGUUGAGGAGGCUUCAACUUCCAAAGUAGCUCCACACGAAGACAUUCCCAAAGGAACUGAAUCAGGAUAUAAUUCAGAUAAAAUCGACAAUAGCAGUCCAGAUUCAAAUAACCGAGGAGUUUCACCGGAGAUGCGGGUAGAUGACAGCGGAGUACCGAGUCCGACGGUUGGUAUGCUGAGUGUAACGCCGGGAAGUCCCGAAAAUAGUCCUGUUUCGAGCGAGACGCCUUUGGACACCUGUAGUAGUUCCAGUCCUAUUUGUGGACGCAAUAGUCCCAAUGAUGAGAUUGUGGAGGAGUUCGAGCGACCAGAGUCAAGACUAGCAUUUGUAAGUAAUAAGAACGCGGAUCUAAAAGUUGACCUAGAAAAACUUAGUUUAGUAAAUGCUGAUAAUCAGAAAAAGCUUUUUGAUCAAGAUGAAGAUAGUAAUAUGGAGGGUGCUUGCGGUCCCGUCCCGGAGGACGAAAAGAUGGAAGAAGACCAAUGGGGAGCGGAGGAUGAAAGCUUGUGGUCCGGUACGAUAUCUUCCCGGUAUCAAUGCGAAGAAGGCGAAUGUUCGGUGCAAUCUUGUUUGAAUCAAUUUACCGAAUGUGAAUUGAUGGCUGGAACUAAUAAAGUAGGCUGUGAAUUGUGUACCAAACGAUUGGGGGGACCGGAAAAGAAGACCGUGUAUACAGACGCUUCAAAACAGUUGCUCAUAUACAAUCCACCUGCCGUGCUGAUUCUGCAUUUGAAACGGUUUCAGGUGUACCGCUUCCGUUCGGCCAAAGUCAGCAAAAACGUGAAGUUUACUACUCUUCUCGACAUCGCUCCAUUUUGCUCAAAACGUUCUCAAAACCUGCCAACGUUCGAAGACGGUCAAACCAAGGUUCUGUAUUCACUUUAUGGGGUAGUAGAACACAGCGGCGGCAUACACGGUGGACACUAUGUCGCAUACAUUAAAGUCCGUUCGCCUUUAGACGAAAACAGCUACAGAUGGAACUACCUUCCCAAAAACCAAAAGCAAAAAACCGAUAACAGUUCUAAAGGAGCGGCCGGAGAACCGGAGGUACCACCUGGAAGAUGGUUUUAUAUUAGUGACUCAUACGUGUCUGAAGUAUCAGAAUCCAAGGUGUUAGCAGCGCAAGCUUAUUUACUAUUCUAUGAAAGAAUAUUGUAGGGUUUUUCAAUUAUAUUUAGACAUGGACUUGUAGAAUAUACUGUUAAUUAAGUUCAUUUGAGGUGUCUUAAGGAUUGUGGGAAUCAAUUCAUUUGAAAAAUGUUACAAAAUAGUCAAAUAUAAUUUAUAUUUACUCUCUCCGUGGAUGUUAUACUUUUUGUAUUGGUUCUUAAAAAUGUGAAAACAGUUUUUUGACGAAAACAGUGAAGUUGGAAGAUAUUUAACAUACAAGAAUCUUUAUAUAUUUAUUAUUAAUUUGUGAUAUCAUCGGAUUAUUAUUAACAGGGACCCUCAUGGUCAAACUAAAUACAAGAAAUGACAUUAAGCAUAAAUUUGAGAUUCCAGAAAAGCUUACGACGUGAUUCAUACACUUUUUCAUUUAAUUAAAGGUUCCGAGAAAUACACUGGGGUGCAAAAUUAACCGGAUAUUCAGAUUUUUCCUAAAAACUGGCGUUAAAAAAAGUUUAAGAUGUUCCCAGUUGAGUAUUUAACAUCAAGUUAGAAUCUAUGGAGAAGCUAUGAGCAAAUUAACGUGUGUAUUAAAAACGGCGUCAGUGGGCGUGGCUAACGAUCAUACCAAUAUGGCAGUGGGAUCAGGGCCAGACUCAAUAUUAUUAAAACUACUAUACAAAUAUGACUAGUUAUUUAAAAGAUCUUUCAUUUUUAAUAAACUAUGUAUACAUAAAGAUACAUUAAUACAGUCAAAUAACAAGUUGUAUUUAGAGAAUAAUAUAAAUAAUAUAUAGUUCCAACGUACUUGUUUGUCUCCCUUCUUGUGGAUAGGUACUAUAUGGCUUUUAUACCAGUGUUUCGGUAUUUCUUCUUUUUCCCAGACUUCUCUUAUAAGAUGAUAUAUCUCAAGGUAGAGCUUUUCUCCGCUUUUUUUUUAGUAGUUCCGCAUGUAUGCUGUCUGGGUCUUUGGCUUUAUGGUUUUUUAGGGACGAAACUGUGGACUUCAGCUAGUGUGGGCCCUGGUAUUUCAGGUUCGGCUAACU
This is a messenger RNA of Diabrotica balteata, 3807 nucleotides long. The record is from the annotation of a GenBank genome assembly. Lineage: Eukaryota; Metazoa; Arthropoda; Insecta; Coleoptera; Chrysomelidae.